Molecule: messenger RNA, 1132 nt
Organism: Patiria miniata (bat star)
Lineage: Eukaryota; Metazoa; Echinodermata; Asteroidea; Valvatida; Asterinidae
Exons: 3
Coding region: 84-1010 (308 amino acids)
Cellular component (GO): mitochondrion
Source: RefSeq, a predicted model, not a curated record
CACUUUGGUUUAUUUACAUUAUUUGGCCUACGUGCAGAGUUCUACGUGAUGAGUUCUGGUUCUGUGAUUUCGAAGUAAAAAUCAUGGCGUUAUUCCGGGGUUUCAGUAAAUUGAGAGCAGUUGUCACUGACGUAGAAAUUGUAAAAGAAGGUUAUUGUUUCACCUCACGGACAAAAGCUUCUCUGAUCAGGAAAUUAGACAGCAGUCAGCGAACUCUACAUCUGUAUGCACCUGUCACAUCCAUCGCUACACACCAACACAGGGUACCAGACUCGUAUCUCCUGCCUCAUGGAUUUAAGACGCAUCCAUUGAUAACCGAUGGCAUUUUGAUCACAUCACACAGCAGUUGGGGGCUUGAUAGUGGGCGUGGCUUCCAGAUUUACUCUCCGUGCAGAAACAGCACCUUGACUCAAAGCUCCAAAACGGAGAGCAGCGGCAAAUCAAAAACGGAAGAGAAUAGAUCAGUCGAAAAGGACUCUGCAGUGGACGCUGGAGAUAAAGUCCGGGAUGACGUCAGUGAGGCGAGAAAAGACAACAAAGAGCAAGAAGAAUAUGAUGAUGAUGAUGAUGAUGAUGAGCCAAUCGUGGCAAUGUAUGAUGAGACGGGGAAACCUCUGAGUAACUGGACGCGGAUGAAGAUGAUGAUGAAAGCGUACGGUUACGUCAUCAUCCCUGUCCAUUGGGUUAUUGCGCCUGUGUGGUUUGGUGCUUUCUACUAUGCUGUAAAAAUGGGUGUGGACAUUGCCCCGUUUCUCCUGAAAAUCGGCGUCAGCGAGCACCACGUCGGCACGCUCAAGAACUCCGGAGCCAGCAAUGCCCUGAUGGCCUACGCCCUGUACAAGAUCUUCACGCCGCUGCGUUACACGGUGACGGUCGGUGCCACCGAGAUGACGAUCCGAUGGCUCAGACGGAAAGGCUACGUCAAGCAUCCGCCACGCAAGGAGAAGACGUAUCGCCAGUCGCUGAAGGAAACGGUGCAAGAAGUCAAGGACAAGAUUGAUAACAGAUGAUGAUGGAAAAGAAAAUCCCUGAGAUUCUUAACAUUGUCAAGCUUUCUCUACUCCACACUCAAAUCCGGUCGCAUCGAAUGUGGAAAUUCCGAAUUGCGACGCCAAGUUAACAGUAAAGCAAG